AUGACCAGACGGCCACCAGGCGCCACCUCCACCAGGAAUCCCAGGCCCAUCUGUCCCCGGGCGGCUGAGGCCGCGCCCUCCCCGGGGACCGUGUGCGGCCUGCUGCUCCUCAGUGUGCUCUGGGUGCACCUGGCCAGGCCGGGCUCCAGCCUCCUGAGCCCUGAACACCGGGAAGUGCAGCAGAGAAAGGAAUCCAAGAAGCCGGCAGCCAAACCGAAGCCCCGGGCCCUGGGAGGCUGGCUUGACGCAGAAGGCAGAAGUCAGGCGGAAGGCGCAGGGGACUAGCUGGAAAUCCAGCUGGGCGGCAGCCUGGACAGAAGUUUUCCUGAAAUCAAUCAAGUUUCACAGCUGGAAGCUUUAGAGACCAAGUUCCAGCCAUCCCCCACUGACCAGUUCAGCGCCCCCUCUGACGUUGGGAUCAAGCUGGCAGGGGCUCAGUCCCACCAGCACGGCCAGAACCUGGGGAAGUGUCUUCAGAACGUCCUUUGGGAAGACGCCAGCGGUAAAUCCUUUCUCCAGUUGCCUCGGAGUCCCAAUGUGAGUCCGCCUAUGGCGGAAGCCUCCGACGAGGUCUCAGGAAACGUCCUGUCCGGGUUUCCUCCAUCCCAGCGGGCUCUCAAACAUCCUCGAGCAGGACACACAGGCAGAGCUCACACGGCCUUUCUCCUGUCGGGCCGCUGGUCAUCCUGGAGGGCGGGGAAGAGAAAACGACGAAGGUUAAACCUGAGUUCACUCAAGACACACCAGGUUCAUUGCUCACCCUAUGUCUACAUGCUCUACAUUCAAAAAAUACAGCCAAAGUCAUUUUUGUCCUGGUUUUUAAAAACUAUGUAA
Molecule: messenger RNA, 834 nt
Organism: Kogia breviceps (pygmy sperm whale)
Lineage: Eukaryota; Metazoa; Chordata; Mammalia; Artiodactyla; Physeteridae
Gene: GHRL
Product: ghrelin and obestatin prepropeptide
Biological process (GO): negative regulation of inflammatory response; positive regulation of growth hormone secretion; regulation of response to food
Cellular component (GO): extracellular region
Molecular function (GO): ghrelin receptor binding; growth hormone-releasing hormone activity
Source: RefSeq, a predicted model, not a curated record